GCUUCGUGUUUGGUGGCGCCCUCACGGCCCUCACGCAGUACCAUUGCUGCAGCGUUGUGCCCCGCUUCGUGGAGGAUCCGGCUGGCACUCUGCAAAAGGUCCAGGAGUUCUUUGGGCGCCACGUGCGUGCGCGGCUGUCACCAUUUCAAGCAUGCAUCGUCGACUUUGCUUUCUUGGAAGAUGGCGGCAUGCGUGUCAUCGAGCUGAACCCCUUUGGACCACAAACCGGCGCCCUGCUCUUUGAUUGGCAGCGGGAUGCAUUGAUCCUUGCGGGAUGGUGGUCCCAACGUCCGGUGUUCAGGUAUGUGAAGAACUCCAAGGAGGCUGGCGGCUAUGGGCAGCUGCCCUUGAAGCAGAUCUUGGCAAAGUUGGACUCGCUCUCCUGA
Durusdinium trenchii is the source of this 386-nucleotide messenger RNA. The record is from the annotation of a GenBank genome assembly. NCBI's taxonomy places the organism in Eukaryota, Dinophyceae, Suessiales, Symbiodiniaceae.